ACAAGGGGAUACCUCAAGAACACAAAAGUACACGUGUACUCAUCGCCACCCGCAGACAGCCUCCUCUGUUCUAAACAACCACAACAAUGGCUCCUCGCUUCGUCCUCCCCGCCCGCCUCCCCAUAACCCGCACCUUCCGCGCCCCCGCGCGCUUCAACUCCAACACCACCACCAGCCGCGCUGCCCGCGUCAUCGAGAUGGCCGCCCAGGCUGAGAAGCCCGGCGCCCUCGAGGCCGGCGUGCCCGUCAUGUGGGCCGUCUGCGGCGCUCUCAUCUACACUGCCUGGAACAGGAUCGAGGAGCGCGAGGGCAACGAGAAUGUUGCCAAGCUUUUGAUCGUUUAAGCGUUUCCCAUGUGCAUUGCGUUGGAACAGCGCGCGUCGUUUCUAGACAGCCGAUUUGGCCUUGCAUGGCUUGCGAUAGAUUGGUGCU
This is a messenger RNA of Paraphaeosphaeria sporulosa, 432 nucleotides long. RefSeq lists its product as uncharacterized. NCBI's taxonomy places the organism in Eukaryota, Fungi, Ascomycota, Dothideomycetes, Pleosporales, Didymosphaeriaceae. The transcript has 2 exons. The coding region runs from base 87 to 344 and encodes 85 amino acids. The record is from RefSeq and is a predicted model, not a curated record.